AUGACUGAGGCAGCUGUUGAUGCAACUCUCAGCAAAGAAGUCAUUCAGGGUCCAUCCAAAGAGCAAACCAAGAUUGAGGUGCUGUUUAAGCCUGUUGGUGAUGCACCAUGCAUGAAAAAGUCUAAGUGGAAGGUAGCCAGAUCUGAUACUUUAUCGGCGGUGACAAGUUUCCUAUUUAAAUACCUUAACCUUAUUCCACAGCAAGACAGUAUUUUCAUCUUUGUUUCAUCCAGUUUCACGCCUCCUUUGGAUACCGAAUUAGGCACUCUUUUUGACUGUUUCAGUACUGAAGGGACACUGAUUCUGCAAUAUUGUAAAUCGCAAGCCUGGGGCUAA
This is a messenger RNA of Echinococcus granulosus, 336 nucleotides long. RefSeq names its product Autophagy-related protein. Gene Ontology annotation, cellular component: Atg12-Atg5-Atg16 complex; cytoplasm; phagophore assembly site membrane. Gene Ontology annotation, biological process: autophagy of mitochondrion; autophagosome assembly; C-terminal protein lipidation. The transcript has a single exon. The record is from RefSeq and is a predicted model, not a curated record. Bases 1 to 336 code for a protein of 111 amino acids. NCBI's taxonomy places the organism in Eukaryota, Metazoa, Platyhelminthes, Cestoda, Cyclophyllidea, Taeniidae.